Molecule: messenger RNA, 936 nt
Organism: Pollicipes pollicipes
Lineage: Eukaryota; Metazoa; Arthropoda; Thecostraca; Pollicipedomorpha; Pollicipedidae
Gene: mRpS18A
Product: mitochondrial ribosomal protein S18A
Exons: 5
Coding region: 313-840 (175 amino acids)
Biological process (GO): mitochondrial translation
Cellular component (GO): mitochondrial small ribosomal subunit; ribosome
Molecular function (GO): structural constituent of ribosome; small ribosomal subunit rRNA binding
Source: RefSeq, a predicted model, not a curated record
AGUUCAGUCAUAUGAAAUAGUAAUUCAUUUAUGUAUUCAUUUUUGUUAUUCAUUCAGGCAGCUAUAUCUUUACCUUCUUUCCUUUCCUUGCUAGCAAUGCUGCAAGUUUUACAUUUAUGACACCUUUGUUUCGCUCUUUCCAUUCCAUGCUAUAUGCUGAAACUGUCGCUCGGCUUUACACCCACGGCUUUAUUGGACGGUACUAUGCGGUGUUAAUUGGUAUUCUGCGGAAGAAGUACGUACUGUGGACAGCUCAAAACAAUUUUAUGUGAAAUUUCAGUUUUACAAGGGAUUUGCGAGCUGGCUGGCGUCAUGACGUCGCUAUGGCGGGCUGUGACCUGCAGUGCUGCCAGGUCCUGGCCGUGCCAAGCGCAGCCAAGAUCACUGUGCACUUCGCCACUGGUGCAUGUCAAGAAAAUCGUCUGCGCGGAGGAGGACGGCAAUCUGACGAUAGAGGGGCGGAUCGAGCCGUCGCCCAGGGAAGGCCGUGUCGUUAGUGCCCACGCAGGCAUGUGCACCUGUUCUCUCUGUCAGCUCAACCUCAACAUCAAGCACACAGACGUGCUGAUCCUGAGCCAGUUCCUGCGCUCCGACGGCUGCAUGAUGCCACGGCGCGUGACCGGAGUCUGCCGACUGCAGCAGCGGCGCGUCCAGCAGCUGGUAGCCAUGGCGCAGAAGGCAGGUCUGAUGCCCAACCUGGCGCCGGCCUGGAGCAAGCGCGACCCCAAGCUGCGCUACGGCUACAGGAAAUUUAACAAGUACUUCGACGAGUCGACCAUCCGGGACGUGCGGCCGUUCGCCAACCUGGAGGCGCGGGGCGGGCCGCCGAGCGUGCAGUGACGCGGCGCGGCGCGGUGCGGCAGUGCGUGAGAGGAGUGUGGUGACGUGGUGGUGAGCCUGUACACAAUACACGGGGUGCUUGUGGCCCGGACAGUG